AUGAGCAUUGCGCUUAAACUCACGGAUAAGAAAGAGAUGUCGCAGGCAGAGAUUGUUACCGUGUCUUCUUCAAGACUGAGGAAAGAUCUGGCUGAAGAUGGCAGUUGCAAGCAUACCUUUGCCCAUUCCCAUCUAAAAUGGAUUAUACUGGGGAUCUUUGACUAUGUCUGGUGGAAAGGGUGGGAUUUACGCUUUACUGAGCCACUGCUCAAUAUAAAUUUACCUGCUGUCCCACUACAGGCCACCCACCCUGUCAAGACCAGCCUGGAUUACUACAGGAAUGACAGCGCAGGGCUGUCCCUGUAUGGAGACCUGGUGAACAGCACAGACUUCGUGUGCGACAAGAGGCAGGUCAGGCAGUUUGCUCGAGCCUUCCUGCCAGUGUUUUUCUGGCUCAUCUUCUCUGUGGGCACGGUGGGAAAUGCCUUGGUCGUGCUCGUCUAUUGCAAAUACCGCUUCAGGAGGAGCAUGACGGAUCGGUACCUGCUGCACCUGGCCAUUGCGGACCUGCUCCUUCUCUUCACCCUUCCUUUCUGGGCUAAGGCUGCCUCUGACGGCUGGAUCUUCAGGAACUUCAUGUGCAAAGUCGUCAACAGCAUGUAUAAGAUCAACUUCUAUGGCUGCAGCUUGUUCCUAACCUGCAUCAGCUUUGACAGGUACAUCACUAUUGUCCAGGCAACGAAAGCUAAGACUUCUAAGCGAAGGCGGCUCCUGCGCAGUAAACUCAUAUGCUUGGCCGUCUGGCUGAUGUCCAUGAGCCUGUGCAUCCCAGAAAUCAUGUACAGCCAAAGCACACGGGUAGGUGACGUAACAGUUUGCAAAAUUACGUACCCGCCAAACGUCAGCAUGAUCUUCAGGGUUACUGUCCUGGCCUUGAAAGUCACUAUCGGAUUCUUCCUCCCACUCGUUGUCAUGGUUAUUUGUUAUGCCCUUAUCAUCAACACCCUCCUGCAAGCCAAAAGAUCCCAAAAGCAGAAGUCCCUGAAGAUCAUCACCAUGAUCAUCACCGCUUUCCUCCUCUCUCAGUUCCCAUACAAUGUUCUUUUGCUGGUCAAAGCCAUCAAUGCUUACACUGGGGUUGCGUACAGCUGUCAGGCUGCCGACCGGCUGGACAUUGGGCUGCAGGUCACCCAGAGUAUCGCCUUCCUCCACAGCUGCCUCAACCCCUUCCUUUACGUCUUUGCUGGGGAGCGGGUCAGGAUGGCGCUGGGCAGGGUGAUGCAGAGCGGUGGCUGCUGCCUCAGCGGGGGCCAAGAGCAGUUCUCCUCCGCCUGUGACAGCCAGGAGCACAGCUCAAACUGGUCCUUUGCCAUGCUGGGCAGACGGCGGGUGAGGAGCUCGCUGACCCUCAGCACCCAUUUGACCUCCUCGGUUAUGCCCCCUCCUUGCCAAGUCCUCUUGUAA
This is a messenger RNA of Charadrius vociferus (killdeer), 1404 nucleotides long. RefSeq names its product chemokine (C-C motif) receptor 9 (gene CCR9). The record is from RefSeq and is a predicted model, not a curated record. The transcript has 3 exons. Gene Ontology annotation, molecular function: chemokine receptor activity. Gene Ontology annotation, cellular component: membrane. Gene Ontology annotation, biological process: chemotaxis; G protein-coupled receptor signaling pathway; immune response. NCBI's taxonomy places the organism in Eukaryota, Metazoa, Chordata, Aves, Charadriiformes, Charadriidae. The coding region runs from base 1 to 1404 and encodes 467 amino acids.